AUGGAGGUUGGGGAGGAGAUUCUCCCCACCACUCAGUGGGGGGAGAGCUCCUGCGUCCCACACAGAAGCAGCACACCGUUCCCAGCUGACUCAGGAAGGCUUGGGAUGCCGGGCCCCCGGAAGGCCGGCAUGGAGGGGAACUCGCCUACGGAGAAGAGAAGAGCCGUGAAGGGCACGAAGCAGCACGGCAGGAACACCUGUAGGAGCAACCUCCCUGCAGAGAGCGCCGAGCCCAGCACCGACCAGCCUGUCCGAGCGGCCUUGGAGCCAGCGCGGCUGCGAGGGGAACUGGGCAGGGCCACUCACUCUAUUCUGGAGGGCAAGGUGAAGGCUCUGAAGGAGAAGAGGUCGACCAUUAAGCAGGGAGGAGCGGUGUCCCAGGAACGGGCAUCUCUGAAGAAGCCCAAGGCCAGGAAAGGGAAGCUCGCGCCAGGUCCGGCAGUGGUGGAGGGGGUCCCCCAGGACGCGGUGGUGGAGCCGCGGGCUCAGAUCCGCACCUACUUGACGGACGUGCUGCUAGACAGCCGUGACGAUGUGGACUUUGGGCAGGGUGCCAGGGGGCCUGUGGCUGCAGACCUUUACGCCAACAACGUAGAAGCUCUGAAGGCGCAUAGGACAGUGGGAGGAGGCAGUACCUUGGGCUGCGGUUCAGCUGAGGAACUCUGGAGGCUUCCAAGCCCAGGAAGGAGCAUACAGGAGAAUGCUGACUACUGCUCAGAAAACAGGGCCCAAAGGGGCUCCCCAAAUGGGCUUUGGGGCACCAGCUCCACUAGGAAUCCUCCCUCAAGCAGCCAGAAAUCUUCCCUUGAAGACCAUGGCAAACCAGCCCCCUUUGGAGAAGAGCUGGCUCAGGCUAGGGACUCGGAGAGCCUCCCCCUGGCUCAAAAGGACGAUCUGUGCGGGGGGUUAGCCCCAUCGGGGCGGUUGUGGAGGGCGGAGAGCUGGGACAGCCUGGGCAGUGCUGCGAGUGCCGCCAGCGGCCUGUCUCUGGCUGAGCAGGUGGAGAGGAACCGGGCCGUGCUGCAGGAGAUGCUGAGCCUGUCGAGGCAGAACCGCUCUCCUCUAGAGCCUCAUCGCUAUGCGAAGGAAACGCUCAUGCUAGCGAAGGAUGGAGCCGCUCAAGAGCUGCUGGUGAAUGACCUGGACUGGGACUCUGGGGUCUCGCUGCAGGACUCAGAAGGGUACAGGGCCUUUGUUCCCACUCAGGAGCUUGAGCUGAGCCCCAGGCAUGAGCAGGCCAAGCAGCUGCUGCAGAGAGCCCGCAUGAAGGCCAGGACGAGCCCUCUCCGAGCCAGCCACGACAUCCUUCCUGCUGUUCCCCAGGCCAGGCGGGAUGCCGGCAGGAGCACCGCUCCAGAUCUGAAGAAGAGCUAUGCUCUGAGGGAUGGGGAGGCCCACGCCAGUGGGAACCUGAGUGACUCCUCCAGUGGGGAAUCCAGCUGCGGGCAGCCCAGGAAGCGAGGGCCGUCCCCAUCCCGUGUGCGCUUUGAGGACGAGUCUCUCCGGGAUGCCGAAGUUCGCUAUUUGGAGAGGUUGCAACUGCGCCAGAAGCGGGUCUUGGACUCAGUCCUCUUGACUCUGGGCCAGAGCCCGCUGGUCUCCAAGCCAGACCUUUCAGAUUACAUCAACGGGGACUUCCACCGCAAGGAGAGUGGGGUCAGUAAAGCCUGCAAGGAGCAGCAGAACCGUGGGCAGGCUGCAGGGACAUCCGCGCACCUGGCCAGUAGGGGGCGCUCUGAGAAGGCUGGGCCCACUGCGCUGAGUGCAGAGGGGAAGUGCAGAGCCUGUGGCUCCUACCUCAGGGGCUCAGCAGCUAAUCAGAACAUGGACCUCAGGGCUGAUCAGACUGUUAAGCCUCUAUCAGAGGGCCACAGUGUAACUCAGGAAAACAAAAUAAUCAGCACCGAGGCUGAAAGUGGGGAGCCAAGCGCUUCCCAGCAGGAGGUGAGAGGAAGGACUUUGGGCCCGAGGGGGUCUCCCCUCUGGAUUCUUCCCUCCUGGCAGCGCGUUCACACGGAGCGGAUCAGGGAGACGUACAUCGGGGAUGUCACGUACAUAGACGAUGUGGACUCGGCUCUAGACAGCACCGACACGUCUGACAGCUGCAGGACUGACAGCGAAGAGGCUGGGCCAGGGAGCUCCCACCCCCAGGGUUACCAGGAUGCCAGAGGCUGCUGGCCUGGCAGGCACCAAGCUCCUAGGGGAACUCGUGCUCCGGAGAAGGACCCAAGGGGCAGGAAGGCGGGGCAGGAGGAGUGCAGGGUGAAUGGUGGCAGUGGAGGGACCAGGGUCUCUGACAACGUGCUUGGUACUGGCAAGGCUGUCAUUGGUGAGAACGUCAGUGAGGAAAGAAACUCCAGCUUGAAGGACACCCUCGUGCUAAAAGAGGGUCAGGUGACCACGCCAACAGCCAAUGGGGUAGAAGCACUUUCCAAAGGUGACCAACUCCCAGCUGCACCUCGGCUGGCUGGGAAGAACAGUGGCCGGUGUGAUGCAGUGUUCGGCCCUGUCCAGCAGGGGCAUGCCCACCCUCUGCCCCCUGCCCAGGGUCAGCCGUCAGCACAGUCAAUCCCAGGCAACAGAGGCACACUGGAAAGCUCUGCCCCCGCCCCUCAGCCAGCCAGCAACUUCAGCCAACCCAGACCGGCAACAGGCAUCUCCCAACAACAAGCAAAGCAGGGGGCACCAUGCUACAACUUGCUGGCUCGGGUCCCUGCCCCACCGCUGACUGGGAAAGCUUCCUCCCUUGUGCCUUACAGGAAGGCCGUCCUGACGGGUAGCUACAGGCUGACAGGCCAUGAAACUGGGCGCCUGGACCAGACCAGUGACCUGGUGACUCGGCCCACUUCUCCUCCCGGCAAGUGUGGGUCUGUGCCGGAGGAGCAGAACAGCCAGCACAGCCCGAAAGUGCUUUCCAAGAGCCGACUCCUGGCCUUGUCCACCAAUAACUGCAACAACACACAGGCCAAGCGCCAGCAUGAUGGCCAAGCUGCUAGCGCAUCUCUGAGCCACGGAGAGCGGGCCAUGAGUGUCCAGAAACUGCCUGCUUCCUUGGGAGAGAGUAAAGGUCCAUCCUCAGCAGCAGCUCCCUCUGCUGCUCCCAGCGCCGUCAGCUCAGUGGGCAUCACCCUCUCCCUGGCAGCUGAGGAGACCGAGCCCACCCAGGCUGGUCGAUUACCCAGUGGGGAAGUGCCAGUGUCUGGGUCACAGCAAGCAAAGCCGUUCUUGGAAGGGAGCAAACCGCUGGAUGCCCACCCAGAGCCAAAGAAGCCGUCGGCCUCUGCAGCAAGCAGGAAAGGAGGGGGCUCUUCCGCAUCGGGGCUGAAAAAGUUCUUCUGCACCCUCAGCCAGAGCACCAAGCAGAAACUGGGCAGGUUCCGGUGCUACAGCAUGCAUCAGAUUCCUGCCGAGGCGCCAAGCCUGGCUCCACCCCCAAGAGCCAAGGCAGAUGCCACUGAUUGCUCUAAUUUGAAGAAAGCACCUUCCCUGCAGUCACUGCGCCUGGUGUCGCCCUUCUGCCAACUGAGGAAAGCCUCUUCGGCACAGAACCUGCAUUCUCUCCUGGGCAAGGCUGACCGUUCCAGCUUUUAUCUGGAGGGCAAGCCAGGGGAAAGCAAAGCAGCUGACAGGAAAGCAGGUGCCCCGCCCCGGCGUUCCCUCAGCGUGGAUGACAUUGGCGCCCCUGACUUGGUGCGAACAGUCGGGCGGGUAGUAGAAGUCUUCCCGGAUGGAACCAGCCAGCUGGAGCUGCAGCGCCCCCCACAGGGCACUUUUGGAUUCCGUGUCUCCUCAGGGAAUGGUCGACCUGACACAGGCAUCUAUGUCCAGGAGAUGGCAGACACCAGCACAGCCAAGCUGUACGCAGGACUCCUUGGAGUGGGGGAUGAGAUCCUGGAGGUGAACGGUGCCAAGGUCACCGGGCUUGGCCUGGCCCACAUCAGCGAAUUGCUGUUAUGGGCCGACACCCUGUCCAUCCGAGUGCUCAAGCAGAGACCCACCAAGCGGUAG
This is a messenger RNA of Emys orbicularis (European pond turtle), 4008 nucleotides long. RefSeq names its product KIAA1614 ortholog. Gene Ontology annotation, cellular component: apical plasma membrane; cell cortex; nucleus. NCBI's taxonomy places the organism in Eukaryota, Metazoa, Chordata, Testudines, Emydidae. Gene Ontology annotation, biological process: establishment or maintenance of cell polarity; regulation of cellular localization; centrosome cycle. Gene Ontology annotation, molecular function: protein binding. The record is from RefSeq and is a predicted model, not a curated record.